AACAUAUCUGAAUUUGUCUCAUGCUGGUUUUGUGGGCCAUAUUCCAACAGAGAUUUCUUCCCUGACAAGCUACAUAGCCUGCAGGAGCUGAGCAUGUCCAACUGCAAUCUCUCAGGACCCCUUGAUCAUUCCCUGACAAGACUUCGAAACCUAUCAAUCAUUCGUCUUGACCAAAACAACUUAUCAUCCCCGGUGCCAGAAACCUUUGCCGAAUUUCCAAAUUUAACAACUCUUCACCUUAGUUCCUGUGAAUUGACAGGAAUAUUUCCUGAUAAGAUCUUUCAGUUGGCAAGAUUGUCGGACAUAGACUUGUCAUUCAACUAUGAUCUUAAUGGAUCUUUGCCUGAAUUGCCUCCGAAUGGUUCCCUUCAGAAAUUAAUUGUGAGUCACACAAGGUUCUCAGGAGCAUUGCCAGCUUCUAUAGGUAAUCUUAGGCAGUUAUCCAUCUUAGAUCUUUCUAAUUGCCAUUUUAACGGAACACUACCCAGUUCAAUGUCAGGACUAAAGAAACUCACUUCUCUGCUCUUGGCGUCAAAUAACUUCACUGGUCAAAUUCCGUCCCUGAAUAUGUCCAGGAACCUCACGCAUUUAGACUUAUCACACAAUAAAUUCACAGGUUCAAUCACUUAUGUUCACUUGGAAGGCCUAAGAGAGCUGGUCCAAAUUGAUUUACAGGACAACUUACUUGAUGGAAACAUCCCUUCUUCUCUUUUUGCACUUCCAUUGGUACAAAGCAUUCAACUUUCCAACAACCAUUUCCAUGGCCAGCUUGAUGAAUUUUCAAAUAUCUCAUCCUCCGUCUUAGAGAUCCUUGAUUUAAGUAGUAAUGAUCUUGUAGGGCCCAUUCCUCUAUCUAUUUUUAAUCUCAGAUCACUGAAUGUCCUCAAACUAUCUUUAAACAAGUUACAUGACACAUUGAAGCUAGAUGUGUUUCAGGGACUUGAAAAUCUAACUACACUGGCCCUUUCACACAACAACUUGUCAGUAGAGACAAAUCUUACAGAUGUAGGCCAAUUAUCUUCCUUCCACAAUAUUAGCAGUUUAGAGUUGGCUUCCUGCUACCAGACAGAGUUCCCUAGUUUCUUGAGAAACAACUCCAGAAUAACCACUUUAGACCUCUCAAGUAACCAUAUUCGAGGAUCUAUACCAAUAUGGAUAUGGCAACUUCAGUCUCUAGUUCAAUUAAAUCUUUCUCACAAUUUGCUCAGCAGUUUAGAAGGAUCUGUUCAGAACACUGGUUCCAAACUGAAGCUCCUUGACCUUCAUGCUAACCAACUCCAAGGGAAGCUUCAAAUAUUUCCAGUGCAUGCCGUUUAUUUGGACUAUUCAAAUAAUAAUUUCAGUUUCGCUAUUCCGUCGGAUGUUGGUACUCGCCUGUCUUCCAUAGUUUUUCUGUCUCUGUCCAAAAAUAAUUUAUCUGGGAGUAUUCCUCAAUUCUUGUGCAAUAGUUCACAGCUAAAAGUUCUUGAUGUUUCUUAUAAUAACUUCGCUUGGACAAUUCCAGAGUGCUUAAUACAGAGUGUGACAAUUACGGUAUUAAAUCUGCAACAUAACAAGUUUAAUGGCAGCAUUCCAGAUAAAUUUCCAGUAUCUUGUGCUCUGAAGACUCUGGAUCUCAAUAGUAAUCUAUUGAAGGGGCCAAUUCCUAAAUCACUACAAAAUUGCUCAUCAUUAGAGGUGUUGGAUCUUGGAAACAAUGAGGUAGAUGAUGGAUUUCCAUACUUCCUAAAUUCAAUAUCCACAAUCCGUGUUCUGGUUUUGAGGGGAAACAAAUUUCAUGGUCACAUUGAAUGUACUGAUAACAGUACUUGGCCAAUGCUUCAAAUUUUUGAUGUGGCUUUCAACAAAUUUAGUGGUUUACUUCCAGGAAAAUGUUUCAAAACAUUGAAGGCAAUGAAGCUUGAUGAAUAUCAUGAUGCAUCAAAGUUCAAUCACAUAGGAUCUGCGGUCCUUCCAUUUGGUGGUAUAUAUUAUCAGGAUUCUGUGACACUUACAAUCAAAGGUUUGGAGUUGGAGUUUGUUAAAGUCCUAACUCUCGUCAUAUCUGUUGACUUCUCAUCCAACAAAUUUAGUGGAACAAUACCUGAAGAUCUUAUGGAAUUUACUGGACUUUUUGCCCUCAACUUGUCUCAUAAUGGUUUAACAGGCCAAAUUCCUUCAUCUAUAGGUAAUUUAAAAGAGCUCGAGUCAUUGGACCUGUCAUGCAACCAUUUGCAUGGAGAAAUUCCAACACAGGUUGCAAGUUUAAAUUUCCUCUCAUACCUAAACCUUUCCUAUAAUUAUCUGGAAGGGAAAAUCCCUGCAGGUACCCAGCUUCAAACGUUUGAUGCAUCUUCCUAUGCUGGUAAUGCAGAUUUAUGUGGAAGUCCUUCUUCGAAACUGUGCCAUGAUCGGCGCAAUUCAAAAUCUGAAGUAUAUACAGAUUCUGGUGUUAAAUUUGACUGGAUAUUUGUAUCAAUUGGAUUGGGUUUUGGGGUUGGAGCAGGAAUGGUCGUGGCUCCAUCAUUAUUUAUGGAGAGACUGAAAAAAUGGAGCAACCACAAAAUCGAUAAAGCUCUCCUCAUCAUUCUUCCAGUGUUUGGUUUGACUUGGAUACCCAUUGAUGAUGAUGACGAUGAUGAUACAGAGGAAGAUACUAAGGAAAGCCACCCAGAUAUGAAAGAGAGUUAUGAUUACAAUGAGAUGCAUAAUAACUUAGUCCAUCAAAGGUUUCGUGGGCAGUACUGCGCCUUAUGCUCCAAGCUUCAUAUCAGUAACAAGAAGGUAAUCCAUGAUCCCAGGUGUACAUGUUUCCCAUCACCUCCCAUUUCAACAUCAACUUAUCUAGAUUCAUAUUCUUCUCAUUCACAUUCAGGAUGAAAAUAUGCACAUCUGUUUCUUUUGUUCCCUUUAUUAUUUGUUCAGAUUACAUACAUGUACGUACCUCUCUGAUUGUUCCCUUCAUUCUUUGUUCUAUUUUGUAUGCACCUGCACACGGAAAUUAAACCCAA
This is a messenger RNA of Vigna umbellata (rice bean), 2990 nucleotides long. Lineage: Eukaryota; Viridiplantae; Streptophyta; Magnoliopsida; Fabales; Fabaceae. The record is from RefSeq and is a predicted model, not a curated record.